Menidia menidia (Atlantic silverside) is the source of this 6417-nucleotide messenger RNA. The record is from the annotation of a GenBank genome assembly. Lineage: Eukaryota; Metazoa; Chordata; Actinopteri; Atheriniformes; Atherinopsidae.
AUGGUAAAACCUGCAAACCCUCUCUACACGGGGUGGAUUCUUGAAGCAAUACAAAAAAUUAAAAGGCAAAAGCAGAGGCCAUCAGAGGAAAGAAUUUGUCAUGCAGUGGCCACAUCACAUGGACUGGACAAGAAAACCGUCCUUGAACAGUUGGAAUUAAGUGUUCGUGAUGGGUCUAUCCUCAAGGUUACAAAUAAGGGAAGCACCUCCUACAAGGACCCAGGAAAUCCUGGAAGACUUGGAUCAAUCUUGCCUGUAAAUGCCCCUGUACCAUCAAAGGAAUCUACGUGGAAAUCAAGUGAUCUACGCCAUAUUGAUUGGAAUAAAAUACUCAACAGGGCUAUCGAAGGCCUGGAUGAUAUCCAUGGCUCCUCUCUAAAAAACAUUGAGAGAUAUUUGAGGAAUCAGGAUGACCUCUCAAGCAUCGUUGAUAACCCUGCUUUCCGGCAGAGAUUGCGGCUGGCGGCUAAGCGGUCAGUUAACAACGGCAGGUUGUUUAAAAAUGGCCCAAGGUAUAAACUCAGCCAUUGCAGUGUGGAGGGACGGAGCACCAGGUGUCCAAGUGCAUCCCCCUUGCUCCUGUCAUCAGUGACGCUCCUUCCCCAUGAGCGAGACCAGCUCCGGGUCGACCCCAUCCCAAUAUGCAGUUUCUGUCUUGGAACGAAGGAGUCAAACCGGGACAAGCGUCCAGAAGAGCUGCUGUCCUGUGCAGACUGUGGGAGCAGUGGGCAUCCAUCAUGUCUGAAAUUUUCUCCCGAUUUAACCUCAAAUGUGAAGAGAUUGCGGUGGCAGUGUAUUGAAUGCAAAACUUGCAGCUCCUGUCGAAUACAGGGAAAAAAUGCAGAUGAGAUGCUUUUCUGCGAUUCAUGCGAUCGGGGCUUUCACAUGGAAUGCUGCGAUCCGCCACUUUCAAGAAUGCCAAAAGGAACCUGGAUCUGCCAAGUCUGCAGGCCAAAGGAGAAUGGGAAGAAACUGCUGCACAAGAAGGCCGAUCAGAUCAAACGUCGAUAUGCAAAGCCAAUCGGAAGGCCCAGAAAUAAGCUCAAACAAAGAAUGUGUGUAACCAGUGGUGAUGGCUCCAUGGUAGCACUUGGAGGAAGGGGGUCACCUGGUAGGGGUCAAAAGAUUACCGUCUGUUCCACACCUUCAUCUGGUCAUGCUGCAUCUGUGAAGGACGCCAGAGACAGAAUGGCUGUCGCAGAACCUUGUUGUGCGGUCAACGCCACUCAAAUCACCACUCCCCUUCCCACCACCACUCCCUCCCUCACGCCCACCUCCACCCCAGCCACACUCACUCACAAGAAACCCAAAGGGCUUAUUGAUGGGCUAUCCAAAUUCUUUACUCCUUCCCCUGUGGGACGUCGCUCGCGAGCCGUAGGCGUAGAGUUGCCCGUCAGACAGUUCAGCUCUAUAGACAAGUGUCCUCCCCAACUGUCCAAGCCACCAGAGCCGUUUGCCUUUGCUGCUGAUGCCUCUCAAAAGAUAACCGCAUCAUCCUCUGCACUUCCUACCACUUCUACAUUGCCAGGAUUUAGCCCCCCCUCGCAGGUGUCCAGCAGCUCCACUUCUGCUAACUCACCCCAGAGCUCUUCCAGCCAGUCUAGUGUUCCUUCCCUGAGUAGUCUCUGCAGCAGCAGCCAACUUAAGGGACUUUUUGACGGACUCUCUCACAUUUUUACUACUCAGGGACAAUCGCGGAAAAAGAGACCACCAUCCUACGCACCACCUAAGCGUAUACCCCAUAAGCAGGAUUUGUCCAAAACGGGGCCACAGUGCCUUGGAAAAAACGAGUUAAAUAAAAAUAGGUUACACUCCACAUCUGUCGGGCUUGGCCGACCCAGAGGACACCCGUUUAAGAUGGUCAGUCAUUUCAAACGUAACCCUUUCCUUAAAAAGCACAGGACACUAGGCAGGCUGAGGUAUAAAGUGAGCCCUCUGAAGGGAGCCCCCUCACCAGGAAAGGGAGACUUGACAGACGGAAGAAUUAAGCCUGAGAAUAAUCAUGGCCACAACGGGGAGCUACAUGUGAAGCAGGAGGCCCUGACAGGGUUCGUGGCCAUGUCCAGAGGCCAUGUUACAGAGGAGGACAUUGAAACGUUUGCACGUGUCCAGGAACUCGCUGCUCAGAAAACGGGAUCUCUGGUGAACACGGAUUCCAAUCGAUGCCCAGCUGUAAUUGAAUUCGGGAAGUAUGAGAUUCAGACCUGGUACUCAUCACCAUACCCACCUGAAUAUUCAAGAUUACAAAAGCUUUAUCUGUGUGAGUUCUGUCUGAAAUACAUGAGAAGCAAAAACAUUCUCCAGAGACACACAAAGAAGUGUGGCUGGUUCCACCCACCAGCCAAUGAAAUCUACAGAAAGAACAACCUUUCCGUAUUUGAGGUUGAUGGAAAUGUCAGCAAACUCUUCUGCCAAAACCUCUGCCUGUUAGCCAAGCUUUUCCUGGAUCACAAGACCUUGUAUUAUGAUGUGGAGCCUUUCCUCUUCUACAUACUUACAAAGAACGACGAGAAAGGCUGUCAUCUUGUGGGCUAUUUCUCCAAGGAAAAGCUUUGCCAGCAGAAGUACAAUGUCUCCUGCAUAAUGAUCAUGCCUCAGUACCAAAGGCAAGGAUUUGGAAGGUUCCUCAUUGAUUUCAGUUACCUUCUCACAAGGCAAGAAGGACAAGCUGGCUCUCCGGAGAAGCCGCUGUCAGAUCUGGGUCGCUUAUCCUACCUGGCAUAUUGGAAAAGUGUCAUAUUGGAACACCUUUAUAAGCACCCAGAUAAACACAUCAGUGUUAAAGGAAUAAGCAGGGCCACUGGGAUGUGUCCACACGACAUCGCCGCUACUCUCCAGCAGCUCGGCAUGAUUGACAGGCACGAUGGCAGGAUUGUGCUAAUCAGAAAAGAGAGAUUGAUUCAGAGGCACAUGGAGAGGCUGAGAGCUCACCCGCGUCAUAAUGAAGUAGACCCGCAUGCUCUGCGCUGGACACCAUCCACAGCUCUGAGCGCCGUCCUGUCUGAGGAGGAGAGGGAGGCAGAGAUGGAUGCCGAGCGGCUGAAGGAGCAGGCCAGUUGCUGGGAGCAGGAGGAGAGAGAGGGCCACAUGAUGACUCAUGGUGGCAGGCAACCUCUCACAAAGGUCCGCUGCAAGAUUCCCUACAGGACCUAUGAGCGCCGCCCUGCACCUCCCUGGACCAGGCGCAUCCAGCAGUUGGAGCCAGUGAGUGAUGAUGAAGCUGAUGAUGAUGAAGACGACGACUCCGAUGGCUCACCACCCAUCCUUACAAAAGCCCAUGCGAUGCUUGCAGCCAAAAGAAAGAGAACCUGUGUUCUCAAGAAGAGAGGGCGUAAGAGAAAGCGAAUAAACAGCAGUGUAACUACAGAGACCAUUUCUGAGACAACGGAGGUGCUGAACGAGCCAUUUGACAACUCAGAGGAUGAACGUCCAAUGCCCCUGCUGGAGCGCACCUCCAGAAUGGGUGAUAUGGAGGAAGAUGAGGAGGAGAUGGAGGAGGCGCGAAAGGCCAAGAUGCAAACUACACCAAUGAAACGCCAGAGAGGUCGCCCAAGACUGGAAAAGAAUGCACAAAAAGACAAUCUUGAGCACUGGGAUGAAGGCGCUGACAUUUUAUCCAAGAGACCCAGCAGACCCCGUCCAGUGAAAAGGAAAAAGGGCUGGCCCAAAGGAGUGAAACGUGGCCCUCCCAAAUGGAGGCUGAAGAAUGAACGAAAGAUGGGUUUUAAGUUGAACCUGUACACUCCCCCCGAAACACCGAUGGAGGCGGAGCAGCACCAUAUUCAGACAGAGGAAGCUAAAUCUGAACCUGAGCAGGAUAUUGGGAGUGCAGACGAAGGCAGCAAAGCAGGCAGGGACUCGGCUAGUCCAGAUGUAAUGCAAGAAGGCCUCUGUGAGCCCUUUAGCCCCAUGGACCGUGGCUCCCAGAAGUCAAGCUCCCCUGAAGGAUCACCGGUGGUUUCUCCGGUGUGCUCACCUGCUGCCUCUGCCGAUGUUGUCUCACCUAGGCCUGUCGACAGAUGCGGCUCCCCAGAACUGUGUGACCAUGCCCAGCAAGAGAGUGGGCAUGAGCGAGGCUCACCAGUGAAGGAUGUGGAGCACAGCACUCAGAGAGCUGUAUCAGUGGAGAAUGACAAUGAGGAAGAUGACGAGGAUGAGCAGAGAACUCAGCCUGAGGAUCAAGGUGCAGAUGAUGAAGACUGUCACACGAAGACGGCAGCAGGACCUGAGAGUAUAGAGUUGUUGGAAAGCAGUUCAAAAGACAUACCAAAAUGCUCCCAAACUUUUUUAGAUCCAAAAGAAGACAAUGGCUCUGAAAUGAGUCAGCAGGUUUCUAAAGUAUUGUGCGAUGAGGAGAUCCCAACCUCUGCUGCACAAAAUACCCAGGAUGAAACAACGGUAACAGAAGCAGCAGCACCACCACCUGAAGGAGCACCAGUCGCUUCGGUAGCAGCCAUAGACUCUGAUAACCCUGCAGACUCUGAGUCAGAGGAAGAAAGCGCCCCCAGUCCCUGUCCGAAUCACCCACCUCUUCCACCCACAGGGAGGUCAACACUCAGCCCUGUGCUAAGAGAGGAUCCCCCAGUCUGUUCAGAGAUUGACUCAGAAACAGCCCAAGCUGUUCAGUCCCUGACGCAGCAAAGUGAGGGAGAUAAUGUUUUCCAGGACUGUGUGGAGAGCCAGGAGCCUUGCAGAAAUCUGCAGACCUUUACCCACGUGGCUCAGAGUCCCCAGCUCACCUCGCUGGACGAUUGCCCCCAGUCAGACCACAGCAGCCCCCUUUCCUCUGCACAGUCUCAUCCAAGCCAGUCGGUACGCUCUGUUAACAGCCCAGCUGUCUCCAUCCUUGAGAGUGGCUACACCCAGAUCAGCCCUGACCACAGCGCUAUCUCAGUUCCCUCACUCCACAACAUGGAGACGAGCCCCAUGAUGGAUGUGCCGUCUGUGUCCGAUCACUCCCAACAAGUGGUGGACAGCGGCUUCAGCGAUCUGGGCAGUAUUGAGAGUACCACGGAAAACUACGAGAACCCCAGCAGCUACGACUCCACCAUGGGGGGUAGCAUCUGUGGGGCAGGCCCCUCCCAGAACAGCUGCUCAUAUGGCACUAUGCCCCCCAGUGGUCUGCCCCAGAGCAGCUGUGCUGUGAGCCAACAAAUGGCUGCAGUUAACCCUGGCAGCUGCGGGAUGAUUCAGCAGAACAGCCUGAGCUCACCACCGCACUGCAACGUCAAAUCACCGCAGGGCUGCGUGGUGGUGGAGAGGCCCCCCAGCAACAGCCAGCACAACCAGCACAGCCAACACAGCCAGCGCACUCAACACAACUCCCACAGCAGGCACGGCCCACACAAUCAGCACAGCCAACACAAUCAGCACGGUCCACACAAUCAGCUCGCCCAGCAUAGUCAACACAAUCCUCUCAACCAGCAUAGUCACCACCACAAUCACCACCUGCAGCACAAUCAGCUCAGCCAGCACAAUCAGCAUGCUCAGCAUAGUCUUCACAAUCAACACAGCCAGCACAGCCAGCAGCAGCCCAUGGCACAGUGCGCCAUACCCACCAAUUUCACCACCACCAUGCAGCUGGCAGACAUUCCCGAGUCUGGCAAUCCCAACUUUGCCCUCUACGAGAGGAUCAACCAUCAGGGGGAGUACGGCAGCGGGCACUACUCUCAGUCCUCAGGCCUUAGUCUGGCCAAGCUGCAGCAGUUCACGAACACAUUUAUCGACCACCCUCGCUCACUUCCCUUCAACCACGCGUCCUCACACCCCAUUACAUCUUAUGCAAACACCCCCUCGCUGUCGUCACAGCACUCGAGCCUGGUGUCUUUGUCCCAGACCCCACAUCGAGUCCCCAACCCCCAGGUGCAGGCCACCAUGACCCCACCCCCGAAUCUCAGCUCACCGCCGCCCAUGAUGCUCCAGCGCAACGUGGGCAUCCCGCCCUCGCAGCGCAUCCAGCCCCAGAUGACGUCUAAGAAUCACAUCUCUGCGCGCUCCAAGUCCACCCAGCUGUCGCACCACCAGCAGCAGAUGUACGCGCGGCCGCCACAGACUGUCGCCAUGCAGGCGCCGUCCAGGACGCUGGCCGCCAUGCCACGCAUGAACAUGAGCAUGAACAUCAUGCCGGCACCAAGCUACAAUGUCAACUCCAUGAACAUGCCCUCCCUCAACGCCAUGAAUGGCUACAGCAUGAGCCAGCCCAUGAUGAACAGCGGCUACCAUGGCAACCAUGCAUAUAUGAACCAGUCACCCCAGUACUCUAUGCAGAUGGGCAUGAUGGGAACACAGCCAUACCCCCAGCAGCCCAUGCAGGCUCCACCACAUGGCAACAUGGUGUACUCUCCAGCUGGUCACCAUGGUUACAUGAACACAGGCAUGUCCAAGCAGUCCCUGAAAGGGCCUUUCAUCAGGCGGUAA